This is a messenger RNA of Linum tenue, 780 nucleotides long. Lineage: Eukaryota; Viridiplantae; Streptophyta; Magnoliopsida; Malpighiales; Linaceae. The record is from the annotation of a GenBank genome assembly.
AACAUAGAACUGCUUGCCUGAGAUUGAAGUCUACAAACAAACCAAUACAACAUUGUACUCGAUCUGCUCCCUAAUUUGGAAAUUGAUGGCGUCUGUGUGAGCUUAUGCUGAUCAUUUUGGUGCCCAAUCUGCAACCAUAUGGUGAACUGAGUUGUUUUUAUAGUUUUAGGAAUGCUGAACUGUAGAACCAGAAGUAAAUCCUGGCUACUCAGUAACUGUUGGUUGCUAGUCAUAUCCUUAUUUGUGGUUUUGAAUCCUCACAUCUUUUUUUUCUUACUCAACCUGCACCGUGGAGCAGGGGCGACUUUGAAUCAGAUCAAUAUCACGCGACUGUUGAAGGCUCUUAACUUCUGGACAAAUUUCCCUGUAGUGCUAAUCGCAUCGGGUUGCCUGAGGAAAGGCUACUGGUAUCAAAUGCGCUUGCUCAUAACUUUGCUGUUUUCACAAUGUCAAGUAGAGGAAGGUGCUGGACAUUUGGGGGAAGAGAUGUUAACAGUAAAAGAUAUCCUAGAAUGGUGGGUGGGUAAAUAUAAGUUUCACAAAGCUCCUCUUAUCACCUUGGGAGCCUCUUCUGGUGGGUACUUUGUUUCUGCUCGUGUUGCAUAUCCGAAGCUGAGUAGUAUUAUGAUCAUGAUUGCUGAAGGGGUUUUUGGUGAGAUAGAUAUCCCGGAGGACUAUCCACCUACUCUGUUUAUUCACAUGCCGAAAGAUGUACACAUGAAGCAACAGAUAAGUGUGCAUUUGGAGAUGCUGAAGAGUAAAUGUAUCAAUGUUGCAUAG